Anopheles coustani is the source of this 11263-nucleotide messenger RNA. RefSeq names its product tyrosine-protein kinase receptor (gene Alk). The record is from RefSeq and is a predicted model, not a curated record. Gene Ontology annotation, molecular function: ATP binding; transmembrane receptor protein tyrosine kinase activity; protein binding. NCBI's taxonomy places the organism in Eukaryota, Metazoa, Arthropoda, Insecta, Diptera, Culicidae. The coding region runs from base 902 to 6796 and encodes 1964 amino acids. Gene Ontology annotation, biological process: protein phosphorylation; regulation of neuron differentiation; multicellular organism development. The transcript has 13 exons. Gene Ontology annotation, cellular component: signaling receptor complex; membrane.
CCUAGCAGCCCAAAAUUGUACUAAAAAGUGGACGAGUGAUAAAGAGAACCAAUUCCACUUUACACUCCUGCCUGGUGUAAUCACUGGAUAGAAAAUAAGCUAAGGAAGAGUGGAAUAAUAAUGUACGUGAAAAGCUUUCCCGUGCCGAAAACGCUCCUAUUACGCGGUAUUUCGUCGCGGAAAAAUGAAGGGCUACCUGGUGUGCGUGUGUGUAACGGGAAAAGGGAAGAGCGAACGUGUGUGAGAAACGUAGAUGUCGUAACAGUGCGGCGUGAGUAGGCGAGUGUUUGCUCGUUCGCUUGUGAAGUGUAAACUGAGUUGCGAAAAUUUCGGAGAAUACAAAGUUUUCCGUUGUUCGUAAUCCGGCGUUUCUUAUGCCUACCGAAAGCUACCGGAACUACCGACAGCCUAAUCUGUAACGGCAAGUGCCAUUCGUUUCUGUCCUCUACGUCGAAUAACUUGAUCAGUGCGGGCGAAGGCGAGUGAUUGUGGAUGCUGCGCUCUCAGCGUGUACAAAAGUACGCAGCCCACCCGAGCAAGGAUGGCAGCGUGUCUAUGGAAAGCCAAGGCGCGGCGUUUAGGGGCAAAAGAAGAGAAAGAAAGAGAGAGCGAGAUCGUGAGCUGGGAAAAUGAGAGAAGGAAAAUUAUGAGCUAUUGGGCAGUACAUAAUUUCAUAGAAGCGCUUUCACCUCUUGACGCAGAGGUGAAAAACUAGUUGCUUCGAAAAACAGUCGACAGUUGAAGGGAGGUGAAACCUGCGGCUUGUCGAUCAGAAUGGAGCAACGUGGACACGGCGAGGCGAAGGUGAAGAAUGUUGCCUUGCUGAGCAAGCAUGCUCCGACCAGUUCAAGUGGUUUAAUGGAAAAUGUGAAAUCGUUUCGUGAACUAAUCAACUAAGGAUAUGGCAAACAAUUUCAAGUUGCAUAACUUAGGGGUAAUAGAGGAAGAAAAACGUACUAACAAAAUGCAAAUCGGUAGAACCACCAAUCUGCGGCACAGUGAAAUUGGAGGGCGGUGUCGACUUCUGGUGGGUCAGAGGAUGAAAGCGCUUACAGGACCAAAGGGGAGCAGUCGGCCACUGCCUACCUGGUCAGUGUUAGCGGUAGCCACGUUUCUGGCCAUCUGUUUGCACCUGGAUCCGGUGCAAUCACAACGUCCGCUCGGAAACUCGAACUUGACCUUUGGUGCGGCCCACAACUCGUCUGGUGUCAUCAACGUCCAUCCGGUUCAAACGACCAGCACAACCUCUACCGAACCACCUCGCUCCGUCCUCCCUGCUUCCGUUGCCGGCGUGGACGGAUCGUUCGAGGAUGUCAGUGUGGAAGGAGAUGAUCCUGAGCACGAGCUCGAGCACGAGCACGAGCACGAGCACGAGCACGAGGAUGAGCACGAGCAUGAACACGGGCACGAGCACGAGGGCAAUCAUGAUCAUUACGGGGACCAUGAGCACCAUGACGCGCAUGUCGGCGGUACCGGUGGAGCUGGUGGAGGUUUCGCUGGACAUCCACAGCCAAACGAGAUCAAUUCCGGCGCAAGUCGAAACGGAGGCCACGAUGGGGCACCGAUCGGAUCUCGGCAGCCUGGCACGCGACUGAUCAACCCAUACUUCCCGACGCCGGCCUCGACGAGCUCGAAAACAACCGACGCAUCCCGACGUCAGUUCAAUCCGGGACGACCUGGGCGCAACCGCAAGACUUCGGCGCUGGCUGAAAUUAAGAAACUCAGCAAAAUAUCGACAAAUAUGAAUGGGCUCGAGUCGGAGCCCAUCUCGUACGGCUCUACGACGCACCGCCGAGGCCAGGUUGUGAACCACGGGCAAGCGAAUACGUUUGGGCGAGAAUACGGUGGCGGAGGGGAUCGCGGUGCUAUGGGAGCUGGUGGGAGCGGAAGUAGUGGGAGUUUCGGUGCACGGAAUGCGACCGGCACUCGUGGCCGGUCCGAUCCGGGACGAGGUUUGGGAAUCGUCAUGGAGUCACCGGGGCCACCAGGUUCAUCCUACUAUCCGCCAGGUUCAUCCUACAGCCGGCAGGGUGACGAUCCAAUGCAAAAAUUGCGUCAGAGAUACAACGAGGAGCGAUAUCACAAUAAUCUGGCAGAACAAGGAUCGGAGAUGGACGAAAUCUUAGGCAUGAAAUGUAAUUUCGAAACAGACUGCGCCUGGACGUGGGAUGAGAACGACCAGCAAAGCUUCCAAGUGGUAACAGGCAUUAAUCUGACCGAGUCCAACCGAACUGGUCUAAUGCCAGGACCGAGUGCCGAUCCGGCUCAGAACGCCAAUGGACACUUUCUGCACUUGCGGCUGACAAAAGACAGUCCUCCGCAGAUCCUAACCUCACCCGAGUUUGGUGCGACAAAGGAAAACUGCUUUCUGGAGGUGUUCACUCAUCAGAGCUCGAUGCACUAUGGAAGUAUCCGGAUCGUGAUCGAAACGGUCGGCAAUCAGGAGUCUAGCUGGGUACCGGCGGAAAUUAUGGGCAACGAUUUGCGUCGGUGGCAGAUGAACACGUUCCGCAUCGAUCGUAUCUCGAAGGAGUUCAAAGUACUGUUCGAGAUAGUCCCAAACAAACUGGGUGGACACGCGAGAGGUCACGUAAGCAUCGACAACUUGCGGAUGGUCAACUGUUUCCCCGAUUCGAUCAGCACUAACAAUUGCAGCUACUCACAAGUGCAAUGUCCAGUGAAUAAGGUACCGAUGUGCAUCAAAACACCAAAAAUUUGUGACAUCACGGUGGACUGUGACGAGAGCGAGGAUGAAUCGUUAAAUUGCGACAAAAUACCGUUUGGUGGCCGCUGUGACUUUGAGACAGGUUGGUGCGGUUGGCAAAACUAUGGGAAUGUCAUACUAUCCUGGGCACGUCACUCUGGACCAACGCCAACAGAGAAAACGGGCCCUGAUAUGGACCACACGCACGAGAGCUCGAACAUCACGGGUUACUACAUGCUUGUCAAUAUGAAUCAGCAUGCGAAUGACAGUGAAAAGAAGACGUUAGUUGGAUUGGCCAGCAACGCCAUCAUGAACAGUGUCGUUUUCAAUCCUCCACCACUGGUCCACACAAAUGCAAGUUCGCCGUAUAGAAACUCUUGUGUGGUACGCUUUUAUGUGCAUCAAUACGGCAUGAAUCCGGGCAGUAUCAAUCUGUCUAGCGUUGAGAUACGAGAGAAGGAAAACUUCACCACCACGCUGUGGUGGAGCUCCAAGAAUCUUGGUGAAGACUGGGUGCGAGUGGACAUCAUCCUGCCGAACAUCACCACCAAGUACUAUCUGCAGUUUGAGGCACGGAUGGGAAUGCGGAUCUUCUCCGAUGUUGCCAUCGACGACUUUUCGCUUAGCCCAGAGUGCUUCGGGCUCAACAUACCAGCGGAACAUCUGCAGGGCUACAACUACUGGGAUCCACGAAUAGGCGGAGUCAAGCAGCCUCAUAAAGACUUUGUCGGAAAGUCAUUCAUCGAGCUCAAUACAUGUGGCGCUAAAGGACAACAAGGCCCUACACCUACAGAUUGUUCAUCUUCCUACAACAACACGGAAGCUGCCAGUGCAGUACACGUGAUCGACAGUCACCCGUUCAAGGGUAUUCAAGCGUGGAAGGUCCCCAACGAAGGUUACUAUACCAUUAUAGCCAAGGGCGCCGGUGGUGGGCUUGGUUCUGGCGGUGUAGGAUCGUCGCGCGGUGCCAUGGUACUGAGCGUACUGGAACUUCACAAGGACGAGGAAAUUUACAUUCUCGUCGGUCAGAGCGGCGAACAUGCGUGUAUAAAAUCAAUGGGUUACCGAGACGAAUCGUGCGAGAUGCGCAACAAGCAGCUCGUCGAGACUUGGAUGCACUCUAAAACGCAGCAGGUGAAGAAUACCAUCAUAGAGGAGGGUGCAGGAGGUGGCGGUGGGGGAACGUAUGUGUUUCUGCUGAAUUCGGCAAACACUGCAGUUCCGCUGCUUGUAGCUGGUGGAGGAGGUGGUCUUGGCGUUGGACGGUACCUCGACGAGGAUGUUCAACACGGAAAAAAGUUCCUCACGUUCAAGAAAGACGUAUCUGGUACGGCACAUGGUGAAUCACCCCGGCCAGCUGGUCCGGGAGGAGGAUGGCGAGCCCAAAUGGAUAUGGCACUCGAUCCUCGGUACGGGGCCUCCUUGCUGGAGGGCGGCCGUGGUGGUCUUCCAUGUUACAUACCUCGUGGCACGCACGGGCAAGGAGGCUUUGGUGGUGGUGGUGGCGGUUGCGACACAGGAGGUGGCGGUGGUGGUUAUUCCGGAGGUGAUACGAUGAUCAACUCGACCAAUGGUGAAGGAGGCUCAUCCUUUAUGGCGUCCAAACGGAACGUUCCGGAGUUGUCCAUGGAGUACUCUGGCGCCAACAGUGGCCACGGGGCAGUGCUUAUCAUCCCGGCGAUACAAGGCUGUGGAUGUGAUUAUCGUUGUGUGGCCCUGGACGAGUACCGGGCCACCGUUGGAUGUAUCUGUCCGGAUGGUUGGACCUUGAAGCCAGACAACUAUACUGCAUGUGAAUUGCCCACCGAGACCGUGGAAAUGAAGUACCUAAUCAUGUUCUUUGUCGUUGUUGUGCUCGUACUUUGUGCCGCACUAGCCAGUCUUAUUCUUAUACUAUAUAAUCGCUACCAGCGCAAGCGUCAGGCCGCUAUACGCCACAAAAUGCUGCUCGAGCAGGACCUACAGCUUAGCCGACUGCGCAGCACCGCCGACGAUUCGGCGCUGACCAACUUCAAUCCGAACUAUGGUUGUGACGGUAUACUGAACGGCAACGUGGACGUCAAGAGUCUGCCACAGGUGGCACGUGAAAGUUUACGGCUGGUGAAAGCGCUCGGGCAGGGUGCUUUCGGUGAGGUAUAUCAAGGACUGUAUCGCCACCGAGAUGGUGACGCUGUGGAGAUGCCGGUGGCAGUGAAAACACUCCCGGAGAUGUCGACCGGGCAGGCAGAGUCGGACUUUCUGAUGGAAGCAGCAAUCAUGGCGAAGUUUAAUCAUCCCAACAUUGUCCAUCUCAUCGGAGUCUGCUUUGACAGGCAUCCAAGGUUCAUUGUGCUAGAGCUUUUGGCUGGCGGAGACCUAAAGAACUUUCUCCGUGAAGGUCGUAAUAAACCAGAACGUCCAUCUCCACUCACUAUGAAGGACCUGAUCUUCUGUGCUCUUGACGUGGCAAAGGGUUGCCGGUACAUGGAGAGCAAGCGGUUUAUCCACCGCGAUAUCGCUGCCCGCAACUGUUUGCUGAGCAGUAAAGGGCCAGGUCGUGUGGUUAAAAUCGCCGACUUCGGCAUGGCCCGUGACAUCUAUCGGUCCGACUACUACCGCAAGGGUGGCAAGGCGAUGCUCCCAAUCAAGUGGAUGCCACCGGAGGCGUUUCUCGAUGGAAUCUUUACCUCGAAGACUGACGUCUGGUCGUUCGGUGUGCUAUUAUGGGAGGUGUUUAGCUUGGGGCUGAUGCCUUACACAGGCCUGCCGAACCGGGAUGUGAUGCAGCUCGUGACGGGUGGUGGCCGACUGGAUGCGCCCCAGGGAUGUCCCAUGGCAGUGUAUCGCAUCAUGGCCGACUGCUGGAACCCGACACCCGAGGAGCGACCUUCAUUCUCGAACCUUCUCGAGCGACUCACGACUUGCACACAAGAUCCGGAAGUCAUGAACGCGCCGCUUCCCAGUUUCUUCCGCCCGCCCUCGAACGAACGCGACACGACGAUCAUGCGUCCUCCCGGAAACGACGACUUUUGUUUGCAGGUGCCAAACUCCUCCGACUAUCUGAUUCCACUGCCUGGACCGCGGUCAGUCGCAGAACGGCUGCUCAGCGAGGCCACUGGUGUCACUAUCCCGGACACGCUCAUGACGUGUACCCCUCCAAAGACCGUAUCUCCGAGGCUGAUGAAUGGCACGGUGGUUACGGGAGCUGGCGGUAUGAUCACAGGCCACGGGCCUCAGCAAGCUCCCCUCACGACAGUCACCGAUGGAGCCUGCUGGGAAACGUCAUUCAUUCGGAAGCAUCCUGGUCAGGCGUGCCCAGCAGCCGGUGUCCCUCUUCCUCCUCCACCCACCAUGGAGUCGGUUGAAGCGACUACCCUUUCCUCGGCCGCUCAGAUCCCGCUACCAAUGCCAGAAGUAGCGGACAAGCUCAUCUCUCUGGAUACUCCACAACAAACGCCAACCGCCAUCCAGCCACCCAUCUCCUUCGGCAAUCCCAUCGGGGAAGUAGCGCCAGACCGACCCUCCGCGAACGGGCCCUCCGUAGUAGGAUUAACGAACGGAAACGGUCACAGUCACGGAUCCCCGCUUGUCGAGUCACCGAUGGAGACGGCCAAACUUCUAAGCAGUAUUCCGCCUCCAAUAACGCUCGACCCGGCGGCACUCAGCAUGCAGCAGAAUCACGUGGUCGUCGGUACGUCGUAUGCCAAUAUUCGCAUGAACCACUCCAACGGUCACAAUCACAACAACAAUAACAACAACAACAACAACAACAACAACACCAGCCAUACUAACAACAACAACAACAACCAUCAUGGUGAUCAUGGCGUGAUCGUGGACAAACUGGGCGGUGGAGGGGGUGUUGCUGGAGUAGGUGGCGGAAUCGUUAUCACCUGCGCAGCGUACGCCAACGGCCCAACCGGAAACGGCGGCGUUAACGGAACCGGAAACGGAACCAAUGGACACCACGUACAUCACGGUGGCAAUGGUACGGGCAGCGGGGACAAGGGUUCGGGGAUCGGACCAGACCCUUCGAGACAGGCGGCACCUUUCACGAUCCAAACAUUCAGCGAACGGUACAUCAGCCCCGAGAACCAUUCCGAGAUUAGCUGCUAGAGAGGUGCAUGGAGUAGGAAUGGGAAAGAGAUGAGCGAGGGACUACUCAUUUGCGUCUGUUGGAAAGUACUCGUUUGAAUCUGUGUUUUAUAAUUGCCUAGCCUGAUUCAAAAAUAAGGAAAAGUUGAAAAAAUAAGAAAUGAAAACCAAUGGUGUCGUAUGGUGAACAUGCAGCAAACGAACACGGUACACAAUAAGCAUACCAGGAACAAAAAACAAAAGGAUAACAAUGAAUCCCACAAACUAUCAUUGGUGGACAAUUGAUCACUAAUUUGAAAAAGUAUUUCGUAACGAAAGUCAAUAUUAUACAUAUAAACUUAUAUAUAUUUAUAUAUAAAAAUCAGAGAAAAUAUAUACAAAUACAUAGUAUGUACAUAAAACAAUAUGCGAAACACACGUAUGGUAACGAACAGUUUGGAUUGGACAAGAACAAAUGAAAUGCCAAGUACAGUAACAAGAAGUAAUUGCAACUGAGUAAUUCAAAGCGCUUAGACGCACGUCGACACAAGAUUUAGUGAACAAGAAAAAUUGGAACAAGUGUGAAAAAGUUUCAAAUUGGAUAAAACUACAAGCCAAAUCGUCAUGCUAGUACGCAGUAGGAAUAAAAUGUAAAAAUACUAUUCGAAUUGAUGUUACAUUCACUGGUGUAAUUGUAUGCAGCAAAGAUGAGACGACUAGUACCCUACAACUGUAGGUGGCUGCUAUUUAGAACAUUUCAUCUGAAGAACACCCAUAGAACAUAGAAGGAAAAUUUCAACCGAAGAAGUGUAGGAAUGUUUUGAAGCCCAAAAGUUUGCUUAGGUAGGGAAGAAGAUUUUUCCCAAAUGUUCAACAACGACAGAUUUACACCAAACGAAGAUAAUUUGAUCCAAGAUUCAACCAAAUAAUGGGUUUAAUGUGGGCGGGUUCAAUUAUCGUAACACGCCACAGAUUCAUAGGGAAGGAUAAGAAAAUCUAUCGCAUUUUAUGCAUUUUUGUGCAUUUUGAGCAUGCAGUUUUACUUUCAAUCUAAUUUAGUUGUACUUUUGAAGCAAAAACUAACGAGUUUAUAUGUUUCAGUAAAUAAAACAAUUUCACCUUAUACCACAACGUUUUUACACCAUAAGGUUGUGAUAAUUUCAGUGGUAUGUUCGUGUUUUAUUGAUAAAAAUACUGAAUAUCUAAAAAGUUUUUACCGUGAAUACCGUUCGUUAAGAAACAAGAAUGCUCAGCUUCAAGCGUUUUUUUGUUCGGAAUCGAGAUUAGGAAUUUAAUGCUGAACGCAGCUGUGAAUGGUAAAAGUUUUGUUUUUGAUCGGAAAAAAAGUGUAACAGGUUAGUGAGAUUGCAACAUUAAAAGGAAAACAAACGAGAACGAUAAAAAUUAUUUGUGAAUAGUAAUUUCAUGGUCGAGUAUUCCAAUGCCGUUAUCGUAAUGAGCUUUUUGAGACGAAGCAGAUGUAUUGAAUAGUAUUUCAUAAUACACACUGAAAGAUCGAUACUAAUUGAGUCCAAACUCAAAAUUUUUGUUCGUGAACGAAGUGAAAAUGAAAUUUUCAGAAUUAUGUUUAAUUUUAUUCUAUUCGGGGAUACAACACCUGCUGGAAACCAACACACCAACUUACGUUCCACAUUUUGUCAUGUCGCUUAAAACCCAUAACUAUAGGUCUGAAGUCUGAGUACAGAAGAAAAAAUAAAUAAACUAUAGUUUAAUAAUAACAUAGCUAGCAAGCGGGUUACAUACCCGUUUUGCUAGCAAAAUGACACGAAUUCUCUGAUGCCAAAAGAAAAAAUGCUUGCUCACAAGAAUGGUGAAAGGAAACAAAUACAGAAAGAGGGCUCAAUAAAGCAAGCGAUAGGGAAGAAGGUCAAAACAGUAGCCCCGUAUAAAUGGAAAGUAAGAUAUGUAGUAAUAACUAAAUGACAAAAAGCACAACUUUGUACACACCUGAACGUUGAAGUUUAAUUUCAUAGAAUUGUACAGGAUAAUCAGUUUGUAAAUCGACAUCUCGAUCGACAUCACUUCACAGUGGUGUCAAAUUGCUUGGUGUCCCGGGAUAGCAUUAAUGGCUGACCGGUAAAUGGUACGAACAGAAAUCAGGCUUGGCCAGCAAUGUGAAGGAUGAAGAUAGCCGUUUUGUAUUGCAUACCAAGUAAAUCUAAUGAGAAUUUAUGAUACGAUCUUCAACCAUUAAUGUACGGAAAGAUGAAUGUGUGUAUGUGUGUUAAGUGUUACAACGCGACAAGUCGUGACCGAAAUAAAAAGGAAUAAAAUGAAAGUCAAGCCCAACUAGUUUAAAGUGAGUUAAAUUACGACAAGCUAAAAAAACCUUAUGAAUGUGAUUAGCGUUACCAUCUUUAUGUUGUUGGCCAGUCUUGUUGAACGCGUCUGUAUGAGAAAUUUCGAACAGGUAUACAAGAAAAACAGAUGACGAUUAUUAAUCAAUUGAACAUGUGGCCAUUCGCCUAAAAAACUUGCUUUAGGACAGGAUGCUUUUUUUGUAUUUAAGCUAUAACAGUCAACAAGAAAAUAACGUUACACAGAAUAAGCAAAUCUUAUUCAUAGUGAAGAAUGUAUACAUAUAAUAAUAUAUAUGUAUUACGCCCCUACACGAGGGGGUCCGAGGCAGCCGAGCAAUUCGCUGAUUAGAAAAUCGUCCCACGAGUGCCAAAGCACUCCCUCAUCAGCAUGGGUUCAAGUCCCAACUGAGACCGUACCCUCGGCUGUACGAGCGGGCUAAUUACCCACGUACACAUAGGUAAAAAGUCUAUUAAGCCCUUAAUGGAACAGGCAUGACCAAAAACGGUCGUUACUCCAAGAAAGAAGAUACCAAAUAUAGGUUUGUCGUAGGGCUUUCAACAAAGCGUCGAAGCUCGUCGUUGGCGAGCCUAGCCAUGUUGGUGUUUAUUUAUUUCUUGACACUCUUCGAGUAAAAUUAUAUUAUUCUUUCGUUAUAGUACCAUAGUAAAUUUUUCCUAGAAGAAGUAAAAGCAACCACACUGAUGACUUUAAUUCAACGUUGAAUUCGUCGUGGUUCGAUGGAUAUGUGCGUUAUAAAAUUUAUCAUCGUGAUAAAUAAUUAGUAAUGGGAAGCCCGUCUUAGGCUCCUUAUAAAGCAGACAAAGUCGGCAACUGAAGUGUCAUUUCGAUGAUUUUAGCAAACCAAACAAAUGAGAAAUAUUAAGGAGCUAGACGAGAUAAACAGGUUUUGCAAUAACGAGUAGGGAGCAUUGCAUCGCCAUCUUGGUCAGGCCGGCCAACAUACAUACAUAGACUUAAACAUAUACGCAUAAAAAGUACCCUUCUAUUUAUUUUUAUAAAUAUACAGAACAGAGGUACGCUAGAAAGAAUGUUGUCGUUCAGGAGAUGAACACGAGACAAGAAGUGGUACACGAAGUAAUACAAGAAGAAGAGAAAAACACAACCCAAGAGAGAACACUAACAAGGUAUCCUAACGAUAGAGCCAUUGAGCACCAUUGAGAAUUGAUACGGUAAAUAAAAUAACAACAUGAACUAGAUUUGAAUGUAAGAAAAUAUAAAACUAACCUUUCGUGUAAAACAAAUCAGCAAAGUUCACCGGUGUGGGUGACUAGAAAAUGUUAAAUAAAAAAACCAAAACGGAUCCAAGUGGAAGUGACAAAUGCUUUAAUUACUAUGUGUACAUAAAAAAGAUUAGUGGAACGUAACAAAGAAGCGGCGCACUCGAGCGAGGAACAUAAUAUUUAACAGAUACAUCUAGCCAAAACAAGAAACCAUUUAAUGGACUAAUCCUAAAAGAACUUGAGGCUAGAUCAGUGUUUUCUUCGCCAGAAGGAAAACCCAAACACAUAGAACCUUAUCUAUAGACCUCGUGAUUGUGCAAGUUAAGGAUGUUUUCCCUCCCCAAGAAAAUGUUGCUUGUGAGCAUUGUUGCAAACACAGAUCGUCUCGAGUGAAAAAACAAAUCUGCUUUGGGGUUGGUACAAGAUGAUUUUGAAAAAUCGGGUUCGUGAAUAAGAGAAAGGUAUUAUGGUGAAACGAAAAUAAAUAUAAAUGUUAUUUAUUUAUUGAUAUUUAUGUAUAAAAGAGAAAAAAAGGUAAAUAAAAAAGAAUACCAAGAUAGAAAAACGAAACAUAAUUACCACAAAUUGGAAAUGGACUGAGUGUUAGGUAAAGAGAGGGUAUGACCAUGAUGAAACGGCUAGGCGCAAGGCGAAGCAUACACAAAAUUACAAGAAACUCCCAUCUAAACAGAAUCCACACGGUGCAUGCCGGUGCAAAACUCUGCAACAAUGUGAAAAAAAAAACUGCUGCAGAUUGAACAAGCGAAAAUUCGAAUUGAACAGAUGCAUCACGCGAAGCAGCGGAGACAUGUUACGCCAAACUACACAUACCUUUCUAAUCCCAAAGAAACAAUCGCACAUUCAUUACACAGUGACCCAUCCAGAACAAGCAAAACUCAUCAUGAAGAACGUUGUAAGGAAACUUAUCAUAAUCUGAUUAAUAAAC